Molecule: messenger RNA, 5539 nt
Organism: Bubalus bubalis (water buffalo)
Lineage: Eukaryota; Metazoa; Chordata; Mammalia; Artiodactyla; Bovidae
Gene: SYT7
Product: synaptotagmin 7
Exons: 13
Coding region: 206-2269 (687 amino acids)
Biological process (GO): regulation of dopamine secretion; calcium-ion regulated exocytosis; cellular response to calcium ion
Cellular component (GO): synapse; synaptic vesicle; membrane
Molecular function (GO): SNARE binding; calcium ion binding; phosphatidylserine binding
Source: RefSeq, a predicted model, not a curated record
GGCGGCAGCGUGCUCGGCGGGCGGGCGGGAGGGCUGGCGGGCGGCCCCCGCUCCCCAGCUCCGCGGCUCGGUACAGCCCGCACGGCCCCCGCCCUCGGACCCGCCCCCGGGGGUCGCCCGGCCCCAUGCCCUGCAGCGGCGGCGGAGCAACGCGCGGCCGCGGGAGGCUCUAAAGAGCCCGGAGGGAGCCGGCGACGAGGGGACCAUGUACCGGGACCCGGAGGCGGCCAGCCCAGGGGCGCCCACCCGCGAUGUCCUGCUGGUCUCUGCCAUCAUCACCGUCAGCCUUAGCGUCACUGUCGUCCUCUGCGGCCUCUGCCACUGGUGUCAGCGCAAACUGGGCAAACGCUACAAGAACUCCUUGGAGACGGUGGGCACACCAGACUCAGGGCGUGGGCGCAGUGAGAAGAAGGCCAUCAAUGAUCUAGACAGAGACUUUUGGAAUAACAAUGAGAGCACAGUGCAGCAGAAAUGGAGCUCCUACCCUCCCAAGGAGUUUAUUCUAAACAUUUCACCCUACGCCCCUUAUGGCGACCCACGACUGUCCCUCAAUGGCACCCUCCUGGCGGGCGCCAAAGUGGCCGCCGCGGCGGGGCUGGCGGUGGAGCGGGAAGGCCGGCUGAGGGAGAAGCCGGCAGCGGCGCCGCCACCCGGAGAGGACGCCUUGAGAAGCGGCGGGGCUGCCCCCAGCGAGCCGGGCAGCGGUGGCAAGGCGGCGGGGAGAGGCCGCUGGCGGACGGUGCAGAGCCACCUGGCCGCCGGGAAGCUCAACUUGUCCAAUUUCGAGGACUCCACCCUGUCCACGGCCACUACCCUUGAAUCUAUCCCCAGCUCCACGGGAGAGCCGAAAUGCCAGCGACCCCGCACCCUGACGCGGCAGCAGAGCCUGCAGCAGCCGCUGAGCCAGCACCAGCGGGGCCGGCAGCCCAGCCAGCCCACCACCAGCCAGAGCCUGGGCCAGCUGCAGGCCCACGCGGCCUCGGUGCCCGGCCCCAACCCCCGGGCCCACGGCCGGGGCCAGGCACGGCAGGGCUCCUCGGCCGGCUCCAAGUACCGGCCGGCCGGCGGCCGCAGCCGCUCCAACCCGGGCAGCUGGGACCACGUGGUGGGGCAGAUUCGAAACCGAGGCUUGGACAUGAAAUCCUUCCUGGAAGGCCGGAUGGUGGUGCUAUCCUUGGUCUUAGGGCUUUCGGAACAGGAUGACUUUGCCAAUAUCCCUGACCUGCAAAACCCAGGAACCCAGCAGAACCAGAACGCUCAGGGGGACAAGAGGUUGCCUGCAGGAGGGAAGGCAGUGAACACAGCCCCAGUGCCCGGCCAGACACCCCACGAUGAGUCUGACCGCCGGACCGAGCCUCGUUCCUCCGUCUCAGACCUCGUCAACUCCCUCACCAGUGAGAUGCUUAUGCUCUCCCCAGGCUCCGAGGAGGACGAGGCCCACGAGGGCUGUAGCCGUGAGAACCUGGGCCGGAUCCAGUUCAGCGUCGGCUACAACUUCCAGGAGUCCACGCUCACCGUGAAGAUCAUGAAGGCCCAGGAGCUGCCGGCCAAGGACUUCAGCGGCACCAGCGACCCCUUCGUCAAGAUCUACCUGCUGCCAGACAAGAAGCACAAGCUGGAGACCAAGGUGAAGCGGAAGAACCUGAACCCCCACUGGAACGAGACCUUCCUCUUCGAAGGUUUCCCCUACGAGAAAGUGGUGCAGAGGGUCCUCUACCUCCAGGUCCUGGACUAUGACCGCUUCAGCCGCAACGACCCCAUCGGGGAGGUGUCCAUCCCCCUCAACAAGGUGGACCUGACCCAGAUGCAGACCUUCUGGAAGGAUCUGAAGCCAUGCAGCGAUGGGAGUGGGAGCCGAGGCGAGCUGCUCCUGUCUCUCUGCUACAACCCCUCUGCCAACUCCAUCAUCGUGAACAUCAUCAAAGCCCGGAACCUCAAAGCCAUGGACAUCGGGGGCACGUCAGACCCCUACGUGAAGGUGUGGCUGAUGUACAAGGACAAGCGGGUGGAGAAGAAGAAGACAGUGACGAUGAAGAGGAACCUUAACCCCAUCUUCAAUGAGUCCUUUGCCUUCGACAUCCCUACGGAGAAGCUGAGGGAGACGACCAUCAUUAUCACCGUCAUGGACAAAGACAAGCUCAGCCGCAAUGACGUCAUUGGCAAGAUCUACCUGUCCUGGAAGAGUGGGCCCGGGGAGGUGAAGCACUGGAAGGACAUGAUUGCCCGGCCCCGGCAGCCUGUGGCCCAGUGGCACCAGCUGAAGGCCUGAAUGGGGCCAAGGGAGCCCCAGGGGGCCGAGGGCCGGGUCCCCAUCACGCCCUCACCACUUUAUGCACAAGGCCCGGCCUGGCCCCCCCGGCCAUGGGUGAGGGAAGGAUCCUGAGGGCUCGGCCAGGAAGAGGUCCCAGGAACCAGUUGGGCCCUGCUUCUAGCAAGCACCAGCCCCAUUCCCCACCGGUCCAGCUCUGGGGGAGGGGCUCUGGGAGCCAUUUGCCUGCUUUGCCCCUUUCCUUCCUGACUUGCUGAUACUCAAGAAGCGGGGAGGUGAGCUUGAGAGCCAGAGGGCAGAUCCCUCCAGAGGCCCGCCAGGUGGGCAAGGUCCCCCCGUUUUCUUUAAGGCAGAGCCUAGGAGUAGAGGAAGGCCGCCCCCUCCCCUGCCCCCAACGUGGGCCCAGGAGAGGGGACGUCGGAGGCGUUUGGCCCCGGCCUGGCCUGACUAAGAGAGAGGGAGGCCUGUUCCAGGGCAGUUUCAGGAGCCGGCUGGGCCCUGAAUGCCGAGGAUAGUAUAUAGCCUGCUCCGGGGGUUCUGGAGCCGCAGCCCUGUGUACUUGUGUUGUGUCCACUGUGCGUGUGUAAUGUGUGUGUGUGCGUGCACGUUUGGGGGUGGCAGCACGCACUCCCUGUGUCCCUGGGGCCCAUGUGCUGAAGGCGAUGCAGAAAGGACUGGGUGGGCUGGAGGCUUGAGAAGUCAAGGCACAGAGCUAGGGGGUGGGAGAGGAGAGGCAGGUGAGGGGGUGGGGUGAGGCAGGGAUGGAGGAAGAGGUGGGUGGGGAAGAGGGGCAGAGAGGAGCUGGGCUGAGACCUGGGCUCUGUCCUUCUCCUCCCGCCUCCCCAGAGCUCUCCACCGGCUCCCUCCCCAGCAAUGUCAUCUCUUGAGCAUCGGCUCAUGCCUUUUAGGCACCACUGUGUAUAUCACAUUCCACCUCUGCUCCUUUCUGUCUCAGGGGUCCCAAGCCCCCACUAGCUCUCUUCCCCAACAUCCUCAUCCAAAGACACCCUCCCUGUUCCCAGGUGUCACCUCCCAGCCACACUGGCAGCACUCACCACGCCUUCCAGCUUCCUUCCCCUUCCUCCUCUCUGUCUGCCGACCUCCCUGCCAAAUUCUCCCUCUCCUCCAUCCCACCCCCGCUCGGAGACCUUCCCUUUCAUUCCAUCGUGGUUUCUGUCCUUGCAUCACUUGAGCAGCUCACCUUUCCCAUCGCCCCUGGUCCCCUGGUUCAGGCGGAGGAAGCAGAGAGCAUUCCCGGAUCCUGUGAGCUUUGAGGUUGCCUCCUCCCCCACAAAGAAACUGUGGUUUCCCUGCCUCCGCGGCUGCAGAGACCAGAACUAGCAGCUCCACGGAGAGGGAAGAUUUCAAGAUGAUCCCUGCUUAAGCCCCCUCAUCCCCACGUGGGUCCUGGUGUUGAUACAAGACCGCUGGCGACCGCCUUCGAAUCCCGGGGUCCGCGCGCUUGCGCCUGACAUUCCCGGCAGAUGCCGCCAGGUGGCGCCAGCACACCACAGUCUGUGGACGAGGCCUGGGACCACGGCUCUACCCCCAAAUGGGUCUGACGCCCCAAGAAAGGAGACUCUGGAAAAGGUCCCCCACUUUGCACGGCAAAAGCAUGGGCAGUUGGGAACCAUGUUCCUUAAGUAGACUUCCCUUUGAGCUGAGCGUUCUGCUCACAUUUUUGCCCAUAUCAAAAGUUUCUUACAUAGACUCUCAUGCCUUCGCCCUUACCCCUGACCCCAAGGAUCUGGAGGAAUAUCAUACAAAGUAAGUGAAUCAUUUUGUAGAGUGAAGAGUGCUAACGUAAAGCAAGUAGUCACCCACAUUCCUUGUAAAUCCCAAUUUUUCUAUAUUGUAGCUUUGCUUAAAAUGGGGGUCUGCCCUCAUGGCACGGCCCUUAUCGGGCAGGCUGGGGAACCAACCCCAGUGGGGAGGGAGGGCAGCGGCUCCGGAGACAGUGGAAGCGAAGAAAGGUAGCUGUUGGAAGCUCUGAGAAGCGGAGGGGCUCUGCCAGCCUCCAUCCCGCUCUCAAAUCCUGUGCCCCUCCACCCCGAGGCGGGUGGGAGAGCAAGCCCCGCCCCGGGUCCCCUUGCCUGCUACAGAGCUCUCGGGAAUUGGACCAACUAGCACUGAGUGGGCGGGGCAACUGCAUCCCCGUUUUCCGAGCCCCGCCCACGAAGCUCUUAGCCAAUCACAUGCAGAGAGCCUCACAGGGCCCUGCCUAUUCCAAACCUGACCGCACCCAGGCGCAGCGAUGAACCCCGCCUGGGGUUCUCCAACCCUCGACGUGUAGCCUGAGCUCUGGGACGCGGGGGUUGGGUGGCAAGCGGCGGGCCAAGGGCAAAGUGGGCUAGCAAGGGAAGAGGCGGGUGGUAUGGGUGAGGGCGGAGGGAGGUCUAAGGCUUUAGGGAACAGAGAAAGGGGGAACUUGAGGGUGGAGGAAGGGCACUGCCCUGUCGCCAUCCCAGGACCUUGGACAGAUCACCCACACUCCCGGGGCCUCAGUUUCCCCAUCUGUAAAAUGAUGGUAAUAAUACUUCACCUACCUCAUGGGGGAGGUUGUAAGGCCGCCGUCACCUGACCUGGGGGUGGAGGCAGGAAGAUUCUGAAGGUGCUACCCGCGAGCAAAGUAUUAUUACCGCAGCCUGAAGGCAAGGCCCGCCUGCCCCUCCCCCUACAGAGCCUCCGGGGAUAGCUGAGGCCGGUCUGGGCCCACCUAUCUCUUCUCCACUGUGUUCCUGCACCCUUCUUGAGCGUCAUCCACCAUCUUUGUGGGCACCCUAGAGUUAGUCGUUAACUUGUUCAGGUAUCCUUUCUUGUGACCAUCACCCCACAUAAUUGCUGUAUAAAUUCCACCUGCCCCAGGACCCCGCACCUGCCCACCGGCGCUAGACGCCAGGGAAGGGACAAGGAAAACAGCCACACAAAAAGCCAAGGGGAGUCCCCAGAGUCCCCAGUCCUGCUGGGGCCCCAGGGGUGGGGAUUGGUGGUUUCUGUUUGUAUUGUGUUUGAGUCCUUGAGCGCAAGUGUUUUAUAAAAAAAAAAAAAAAAAAACUACGACAAAAACCCACCAUCACAAAAAAAAAAAAAAGCAGCGAAAUGAAGAAAAACUGAAGAAAAAAAGAGGGAAAAAAAAAUACAAAAUUUUUCCACCACAUGCACCCUCUAAGCCAGCAAGAUUUCCUCUUUGCAAAAUCAUAUUUUUGUGGGGAUGGGCCCUGCUUUUUGUGGCAAGGCCUAUUCUGAUUAAUAAAGGAUCGUGAAAAAGUA